UUAUAGGUGUGUCGUGUAUGAAAAAUCAUAUAUAUUAUUAUUAUGGCAACAUUAUUGGAAAUAGAUGAUAAUACAUUACCAUAUGACAAACUUAAGGACUUAUGUAAAGAAAAUAUUAUUUAUUUUACUAAUAACGAGAGAAAUGGUUCAACUGCCAUGGCCAAUUCUUUUGAACAGUUGUUUCAAAAUAUUGAUAAUAUAAAACCAUUGGUUUUUGAAUUACGUAAUGUCUGUCAUUUGUAUGAUUUUGAUCCAUCUAUACCUGGUAAUGGAUAUCGAAGUUAUGUCACUGUUGUUGAUUUGUUUAUUGAUCAUUGCAUUAAAAUUUGCAAUCAAAUGGCUGUUAAUCGUGAUUCAUUUUUCUUCCGUAAAACAUUUUAUACAAAAGAGAUUGAAUCAUGUAACCAAGUGAUGAGUGCAUUGGUAUUGUGCUUAGAAAACUUAUGUCUUUUAAUUGGUUGGAGUGAACCAGGAAUGUUAUUUGCUGGAAAUGAUACUGAAGCAUUAGAACUCAUGAUGAAAAUUGAACCAUCUAAACUAUGUCCUUUUUAUGGCCGCUGUUUGGCUUUUCAAUUUAAUGAGUCACUACAGCCUGCUUUGAAAACUAUUGCUAUAAUGAUGGCUGCUUUUAGCGAAGUCUACUACAAUGAAAAUGGAAUGUUGGCUAGGGCUAAUACUGCAUGGAAUUGUAGCAAAUAUAUGUUAAAUCCAGAAUUGAGAGCUCGUAGAAUUGUUAAUGUCAUUCAGUAUUCUUCAAUAGAGUUUUACAAAGCAUUUUUAUUUCUUGGUGAAACUGAACUGUUAAAAAGUUUACCAAACCUAGUUUCUCCUGCAGUAGCUAUAAAUAGACUAAUAGCAAUUCCUAGCAAACCAUUUUUAUACUUAAAACCAGAUGGACAAAUAUUUGAACUCCAGCCUCCUUCAUGUCAUAUUGGACCUGCUGCCCUUAAUGCUCGACUAAUUGCAAAAACUAGACGCGAAGGCAUGUUGGCAGAAAAUUCCGGUAGCGGUAUACUUCCAGAACCAUGUGAAAAUCUUAUCAUACAUUGUCAUGGAGGUGGUUUUGUAUCUCAAAGUUCAAGUUCUCACGAAUCAUAUUUAAGAGAUUGGGCAGUUCGUUUAGACAUACCCAUAUUGUCCAUUGAUUAUUCUUUAGCACCGAGAGCACCAUACCCCAGAGCUAUGGAAGAACUAUUAUUUGCUUACAUUUGGGCAUUAAGUAAUGCAGCUUAUUUGGGUUCUACUGCUAAACGUGUCAUAAUGGCAGGUGACUCAGCUGGAGGAAAUUUAAGUGCUUGUGUAGCAUUAAAAUGUAUAGAAAUGGGUUUCAGGAUACCUGAUAGCUUGUUUUUGGCAUAUUUCCCUUGUGCAAUAGCUUGGUCUCCAACACCUGCAAGAUUUCUGAGUUUAAUAGAUCCAUUAAUACCUCUAGGUUUUAUGACAAAUUGUUUGAAGGCUUAUGCUUGUUCUCCUGACAUCUAUCAAGAUAGUUUAUAUGAGUAUAAAUUGAAAAAUAUUGCAAAACCCAAAGAUGGCAAUAAUGAAGGCUUUAUAGAAGAGGUUGAAUCUAGUGAAGAAGCUUUAGAGUUAAUUCAAAACACCAACGACAAUAGUCAAUCAGUAAUAACUCCAGUUGAAGAGGUUAUUAUGGCUGCACAUGAACGAAGACAAUCCAGACGAUUUUCAACAAUAUUGACAGAAACAGCAGAAAAUAUAAGUUCUGCUAUUACCACUACAUUCAUUACACUAACUGGAGGAACAACUGAGGAAGAUAUUAGGUGAUAUAAUACAACUUAAUAUGUAGUUAAAAUUCAGAGGUGGCCCAUAAAUAGAUCAGCUUAAGUAUUUUUUUAAUUGACAAUCUCAUAAUUAAUGUGUUAUUCAGAGGUAUUCAAACUUUUUCAUUCCAUGACGCUUUUGGGUGUUUAUAAUAUUUCGACGACUACCAAAUUAUUAUGAAAAAAUUGAAACAUAUGGAUACAAUAUGGUCAUUAUGGGUGAUCUAUUAUAAUAACAGUGACUUAAUAGUAGGUACCAAAAAUAAAACUUAAAAUGGUUAUGUGAUGAGUAGGGAACGGAUUUGAAUGCAAAUUGCAUUUUUUUCUGAAUGUCCGAAAACAUUGGUUUCCAAGCAAAAAGUUCAUUUCAUACAUCAAAGAAUUAAAAAAUGUAACUUUUAUUUUGCAUUUUUAAGACUUUAAUGUAUUUUUUGAA
Diuraphis noxia (Russian wheat aphid) is the source of this 2214-nucleotide messenger RNA. It is a transcript of the gene Hsl, whose product is annotated as hormone-sensitive lipase. Gene Ontology annotation, molecular function: triacylglycerol lipase activity; sterol ester esterase activity. The record is from RefSeq and is a predicted model, not a curated record. NCBI's taxonomy places the organism in Eukaryota, Metazoa, Arthropoda, Insecta, Hemiptera, Aphididae. Gene Ontology annotation, biological process: cholesterol metabolic process; triglyceride catabolic process. Gene Ontology annotation, cellular component: cytosol.